AUGGGAAAAUUUUGGCUAGGAGAAAAGAUAGAUAGUGAACCCUUAAAAUCUCGCAAUGAAAUUGCUUCUGAAAAACAUUACGUUGAAACCACCCAUGGAGAUCCUUUAGGUCGAUAUAUUGUGUGGCUACCCUUUCGUUGUAAUAAAUUCGAAUUAGGAGAAUCUCUAUUUCAGGCAUUGAAUCGCUUUUAUGCACUUGAGAAAAGAUUCAAAGUUGAUCAAAAUUUCAUGGUAGAAUACGAAAGGGUGACGCAGGAAAACAUCGAUCUGAAUCACAUGACGCUUCCAGACGACACGAUCGGUGGUUACUAUCUCCCUUACCACGCCGUAAUGAAGCUAUCUAGCGAUAUCACCAAGCUUGGAGUAGUUUUCGAUGCCUCUGCUAAAACUUUUAGCGAAAUUUCACUUAACGAUGUUUUACUAGUAGAUUCCACCAUCCGAAAUAAAAUCUUUGAGCAAGUAGUCAGAUUUCAAGCUCACAACUACGUCAUCACCGUAGACAUUGCCCAAAUGUACAGACAAAUUAUUAUGCAUUCCGAUGGUAGAAAAUAUCAACGUGUCCUUUGGUACCAUGACAAUCAAAUCAGAACCUAUGAACUUAAUGCAGUGACCUCCAGCGCUUCCUCCACGCCAUUCUUAGCCAUACGCACGAUUCAGCAGCUCGCUUACGAUGAAUCACUGGAUUUUCCACGCGCUAGUAAGAUACUCCUGAGAAAGUUAUAUGCAGAUAAUCUCAUUUUUGGCGCUGACACUCUAGAUGAGAUUAUCCACAUACGAGAUGAAGUGAUCGAGCUCUGGAGUCAAGGUGAAUUUUCCAUACGAUAA
Molecule: messenger RNA, 825 nt
Organism: Copidosoma floridanum
Lineage: Eukaryota; Metazoa; Arthropoda; Insecta; Hymenoptera; Encyrtidae
Source: RefSeq, a predicted model, not a curated record